Pteronotus mesoamericanus is the source of this 876-nucleotide messenger RNA. It is a transcript of the gene OTUD6A, whose product is annotated as OTU deubiquitinase 6A. Lineage: Eukaryota; Metazoa; Chordata; Mammalia; Chiroptera; Mormoopidae. The transcript has a single exon. Gene Ontology annotation, molecular function: cysteine-type deubiquitinase activity. The record is from RefSeq and is a predicted model, not a curated record. The coding region runs from base 1 to 876 and encodes 291 amino acids. Gene Ontology annotation, biological process: protein K33-linked deubiquitination; protein K11-linked deubiquitination; protein K29-linked deubiquitination.
AUGGAAGACGUGCAGCGCGAGCGGGAGCGGAUGGAACGACGCCACCUCCGCGAGAAAAAAGAGCUGCAGGACCGCAUCCAGAGCAUGAAAAACUCGGUGCCUAAGACCGACAAGAAGAAAAGAAAGCAGUUGCUCCUGGACGUGGACCGCCUUGAGGCCGAAUUGGAGCAGAAGCAUCAGCAGGAGCUGGAGAAGUUUGGAGAGCUUUUCCCUGAUACCAGCAAUCUCGAUUCCGUCACUGCUGGUCUGGCCAAGAUGAAUAUUGAGAAUCAGCCUCCCCGCCUGUCGAAGGCGCAGAAAAGGCGCGAAAGAAGGGCGGCGCAAGAGAGAGAGCGCCAGAAGAUGGCGGCGGAGGCCGAUAUAGAUUACCUGUCUACCCACCGCCGCAAGGAGGAGGAGAAGCUAGCCGUCAUCCUCGCGGCCAAGAAUCUGGAGAUGAAGAACAUCCCAGCUGACAGCCACUGCAUGUACCGCGCUAUCCAAGAUCAGCUGUCCUCCUCUGAGACCGUGGAGAGCCUGCGGGGCCGCACCGCAGACUACAUGCGGCAGCACAUCGAAGACUUCCUGCCUUUCUUCAGCGACCCCGAAACCGGCGAUGCUUACAACGCCGACGACUACUUGAGCUACUGCGACGACAUCGUGCACAACGCGUCGUGGGGAAGCCAGCUCGAGCUGAGGGCCCUGUCGCACGUCCUGCAGUCCCCCAUCGAGGUGGUCCAGACCCAGGCGCCCGUCUUCGUCGUCGGGGAGGAGUACACCAAGAAGCCGCUUACUCUCGUCUACGUGCGCUACAUUUCCAGCUUCGGGGAUCACUACAACUCGGUGAAGCCGCUCCCAGCCGGCGCCGUUGGGGGCGCCGCCCUGCGGCUCUUCUAG